Messenger RNA from Manacus vitellinus (golden-collared manakin), 1817 nucleotides. It is a transcript of the gene MNT, whose product is annotated as MAX network transcriptional repressor. NCBI's taxonomy places the organism in Eukaryota, Metazoa, Chordata, Aves, Passeriformes, Pipridae. Gene Ontology annotation, biological process: regulation of transcription by RNA polymerase II. Gene Ontology annotation, molecular function: DNA-binding transcription factor activity, RNA polymerase II-specific; protein dimerization activity; RNA polymerase II cis-regulatory region sequence-specific DNA binding. The record is from RefSeq and is a predicted model, not a curated record.
UGAGUGAGGUGGUUUGCAGAGAAGACGGAUGAGUGGAAAGCAGCUGAGAAAUUCCGUGAGAAAUGAAGCUCGUCCCUCCAUGAGCUACUCCUGCCUGAAGGUACCAGAGGAGAAUGAGAAGCAUGAGAAGCUCCGCCUGGAGAGGGAGCAGGAGCAGAAGAAGGCCAGCAAGGCCAGCGUGCCACGGGCCAACAGUGCCCUCUCCCCGGAGGAGCCCCGAAGCGAACUGCUGGUGCCCGUGUCCCCCCCGGCCCCGGUGCCCCCGCGCCCCCGCCCGGCAGCCCCCAUCUCAGUCAUUCCCAUCCCUGUUGUCACCAGUUCCCCCCAGCAAGCGGCCCAAACCGCCCUGUCCCCGCCGCUCGUGCAGCGCCACCAGCCCCUCGUAAGCACUCCCAGUGUCCCCAAGGAAUCCUCGUCGGUGGCUCCGGUGAUCCAGAGGCCGCCGGGCCCACAUCUGCCGGAUGGGAAAGCUGCCACCCCGCCGUCGGGCAGCCCCAAGCAGCUCCAGCAUUACCCGGCGCCGGUCCUGGCCAUCUCCCAGCACCACGUGGUCCCACAGCCCAUCCAGCCCCUGCAGCACCCGGCAGCGCCCGCGCCCCUCGGCGCCCUGAAGCUGGCCCCGGCAGACGACCUGAAACCCAUCGAGCUCAAGAAGAGAAUUGGAGGGGUUGGGACCAGGGAAGUACAUAAUAAAUUGGAGAAGAACAGACGUGCACAUUUGAAAGAGUGCUUUGAGACUUUAAAGCGCAACAUCCCCAACGUAGAUGACAAGAAGACCUCAAACCUCAGUGUCCUCAGGAGUGCCUUGCGAUACAUCCAGACUUUAAAGAGGAAGGAAAAAGAAUAUGAACAUGAGAUGGAGCGGCUGGCGAGAGAGAAGAUCGCUACCCAGCAGCGACUGGCAGAGCUGAAGAACGAGUUGAGCCAGUGGAUGGACAUCUUGGAGAUUGACAGAAUUGUUCGACAGACAGUUCAGCCAGAGGAUGACCAGGCAUCUACCUCGACAGCAUCAGAGGGUGAAGACAACAUCGAUGAAGACAUGGAAGAUGACAGGCCAGUGAACUCAUUACCAAAACUUACCCAGCGCCAGCACCCAGAGCUGCUGAAAGCUGUCCCCCCGAAUGCUGCUCCCCCCCUGCCCGCAGUCCUGCCCCCUCACCUCUCCAUCCAGCAGAAGCCCCACGCCCAGCCCCCCCUGCAGACACAGGCACUGGUCCCGCCGCAGGCGAUCGUCCCUGCACAGACUCACAUCGUGGCGGCCUCGACCGUGCAAUCGACUGUUAUCGCCCACACGGCCACCACCCACGCCUCGGUCAUCCAGACUGUCAACCACGUGAUUCAGGGGCCACAGACCAAGCACAUUGCUCACAUUGCACCUUCCACGUCCAGCCCCGUGCAACUCACCACUGCUGCUCAGCCCAUCGGCCACAUCACUGUGCACCCCGCCACCAUCAACCACAUGGCCCACCUGGGCCCGCAGCUGCCCCUCUACCCGCAGCCCGUGGCCGUCAGCCAGCCCGUCGUGAGCCACAUCGCUCACACCAUCUCGCACCAGCAAGUGAACGGCACGGCGAGCCUGGCCCAGCCGGCGGUGAUGGCCAAGCCGGCCGUGGGCACCCAGGUCGUGCAUCACCCGCAGCUGGUGGGGCAGACGGUCCUGAACCCCGUGACUAUGGUGACCAUGCCCUCGUUCCCGGUGAGCACGCUGAAGCUGGCCUAGAGGGGACGGGCCGACGGCCAGGUCUUUGGUGGGAACCUUUCCUGAGGAAACUCCAUACAUUCCAACCACGUCCGGCUCGGCAGGAGGGAGGCACAGG